Moneuplotes crassus is the source of this 1611-nucleotide messenger RNA. The record is from the annotation of a GenBank genome assembly. NCBI's taxonomy places the organism in Eukaryota, Ciliophora, Spirotrichea, Euplotida, Euplotidae.
AAUAAACAUGCCUAAACGUAUUCAAGCAGUUAGAAGAGGGAAUUUCAGAGAGAAUAACAGAAAAUCUCAGAUCGCUACUAGGACAAAGAAGACCUCAGCCUUUUCAAGGUCUAAUGCAUCGUCUAAUCCAAACAGGCCUGAUCCUCAUAAUGGAAAGGGGCACUUGAGAAGUAAGGCGACUAUUAAUAGGCUUAAUAUGUACAAUGAGAAGCCUAACUAUGAGAAAAUGAAGAAGACUCCAACAGAUCCCAUGGCUGGAAGACUCUAUAGUAACAGAAAAUACUGGGGAAAUACCAGACAGUUGGAUCAGAAAGAACUUGAUAAAUAUACUACAGCUUUGAAUAAAAGUUUGGAGAGCAAGGGAAGCGGACACUCCAUUUUAAUAUCAGGAAGAAAACUCCCAGUGAGCCUCUUAAAGGGUGCUGAUAUCAAGUCAUCUAAGAAUGUAAAGCUCCUUGAUAUUGAGAGCUUUGAGGAUACCUUUGGAGGCAAGGCUAGAAGAAAGAAGCCAAGAAUUACCUCAUUUUCUCUUGAGACUCUUGCAGAGAAAGCUCAGAAACUCCAAUCUGAAUAUAACCCUAAUAAAGAUGGUGACCUUCAUAAAUUUGAUAUGAUUGAUGCUAAAGACAAGGUUAGUGAUAAGAGGAUGGAAGCUGGACAGAGCAAAAGAAUCUGGGAAGAGCUUUACAAAGUCUUAGAUUCCUCUGAUGUCCUAAUCCAAGUUAUUGAUGCUAGAGAUCCUAUGGGAACUAGAGUAAAACAUGUAGAGGAGCAUCUUAAAAAGAACUGCCCUAACAAGCAUCUUGUUCUUGUUCUGAAUAAAUGUGAUCUUAUUCCUACCUCUGUUACUGCUAAGUGGAUUAAAAUUUUAUCAAAGGAGUAUCCAACUUUGGCUUACAAGGCUUCAAUCAAUAAUCCAUUCGGAAAGGGAAGUCUGAUCCAAUUGCUCAGACAAUUUGACAACUUUCACAAAAACAAGAAGAGUGUCAGUAUUGGCUUUAUUGGGUAUCCUAAUGUAGGAAAGAGUUCUAUUAUUAAUUCUCUUCGGAAGAAAACUGUAUGCAAAGCUGCACCAGUCCCUGGUGAGACUAAAGUAUGGCAAUAUAUCACACUAACUAGAAGAAUCUACCUUAUUGAUUGUCCUGGAAUUGUGUAUAAUAUUGGAGAUGACGAUACUGAGACUGUACUUAAAGGAGUCAUCAGACCUGAGAAAUUAGAAGCUCCAGAUUUCCACAUCCAAGCUAUUCUUGAUAGAGCAGAUCAGACUAAUAUUAUCGAAACUUACGGAAUAGCUAAAUGGACUGAUUCUGAAGACUUUUUGGAACAACUAGGAAGAAAGACUGGAAAAUUAAUGAAAGGAGGAGACGCUAAUCAAAAUGCCGUAGCAAAACAAGUUAUCACCGACUGGCAGAGAGGAAGGAUUAGAUACAUGGUUCAUCCAUCCCAAGCUCAGAUCGAAGAAGCAGAGAGAAAAGAAAAGCCUGUAUUUAACCCUGCUCUAUUGGUCGAUCUUCACAAAAAGGAUGAUGAAGACGACUUGAUCGAUAUGGAUGGUGAUGAAGGACUUGAGGCACUUGAAGAAGCUGAAGAAAUUAAAUAAGGAGAAGACUA